UGCGAUCAUCGUAUAAAAGAGGUAGCCAACGACGUUAUUGACAUUACUACCUGUUGUCAGCAAACGGCAGCAACAUCAUCUCAAUCAGUGGAUAAUCUCUUCGAGAAAAUGAAACCCGUGCUGAUCCUUGUGGCCCUGGCAGCCUUUGGCGUCUGUGUUCGGGCAGACGUCUCGCAUCUGUAUGGAGGCGGAGGAGGAGCUGGUUACCACGACCACGGGCACGAUCAUCAUCACCACCAUGAUCAUGGGCACGAUCACGAUCACCACUUCGAUGCCCACUCGCACUCCCAUUCAUCGCACGAUCAUCAUCACGAUCUGCACAUCGAUCUGCACUACCAGCCGGAUCACCAUCACCACCACCAUGAGGCCAAGUUUGAUAUCCCCAGUGGAUACAGCUAUGGAGCUCCGGAGAAGCCGCGCCAGAAGUACCUGCCUCCCAAGGUGGCCCUCCCCCCGCCACCACCUCCUCCGCCAGUGGUGCCCAAGGCCACUUAUCUUCCUCCCUCGAAACCAGAGACUUUGUACCUGCCCCCCGAGCCGGUGGCCAAGUACCUGCCACCCAAGGUCGCACCCAGCCUGCCUCCUCCACCACCACCCCCAGUCCUGGCUCCCAAGCCCACCUAUCUUCCUCCUAGUCAGCCGGAGACCAAGUACCUUCCUCCACCGACGCCGCAGGUGAAGUACCUGCCUCCUGCUCCAGUGGCCAGGUAUCUUCCACCCAAGGUUGCACCCAGUCUGCCACCACCACCUCCUCCACCACCAGUGGCUCCCAAGGCACUUUAUCUGCCUCCUGCCGAGCCAGAGAUUAAGUACCUGCCUCCUUCCAAGCCCGUGGAGAAGUAUCUACCUCCUUCCAAACCCGUGGAGAAGUAUCUGCCACCCAAGCCCGAGCCACAGUAUCUGCCACCCCAGCUUGAGGCGGACUUCCACAUCCCAAUCCCAUCCUACGCUCUUCCCUUGGGUCCUGCACCCAGUCCAAUCCACGAUGCCGAGCCGGGUUACCAUUACAAGGCCCCACUGCGUCGCUUCAGGCACUAGGAUCAUUAACCACCGAAAAAACCAAACAAAACUCAUAAAACCUGCAUCUAGUUUUAAGCUGUACAAAUUAAAAGCAAAUUAAACCCAAAAAA
Molecule: messenger RNA, 1130 nt
Organism: Drosophila rhopaloa
Lineage: Eukaryota; Metazoa; Arthropoda; Insecta; Diptera; Drosophilidae
Product: extensin-1
Exons: 2
Coding region: 109-1038 (309 amino acids)
Source: RefSeq, a predicted model, not a curated record